Molecule: messenger RNA, 7672 nt
Organism: Callithrix jacchus (white-tufted-ear marmoset)
Lineage: Eukaryota; Metazoa; Chordata; Mammalia; Primates; Cebidae
Gene: SETD6
Product: SET domain containing 6, protein lysine methyltransferase
Biological process (GO): peptidyl-lysine monomethylation
Cellular component (GO): nucleus
Molecular function (GO): protein binding; protein-lysine N-methyltransferase activity
Source: RefSeq, a predicted model, not a curated record
UCAGCUUAAACCCAACAGUGACAAAAUACAGUUCUCGGCCAGGUGUAGCUCAGAGGCUCAGGCCUGUAAUCUCAGCACUUUAGGAAGCUGAGGCAGGCGAAUCACUUGAGGCCAGGAGUUCAAGACAGCCUGGGCAACACAAUGAAAUCCAUCUCUACUAAAAAUACAAAAAUUAGCUGGGUAUGGUGGUGCAUGCCUGUAAUCCCAGCUAUUUGGGAGGCUGAGGCAGGAGAAUCGCUUGAACCCAGGAGGUGGAGGUGGUUAACGGAGAUGGUGCCACUGCACUCCUGCCUGGGCAACAGAGCAAGACUCUCUCAAAAAAAAAAAAAAAAAAAAAAAAUACAGCUCUCCACAAAAAUAUGCCUUAAAGACAAAACAAAACACACCUACCCUCCAAAUCUCUUGCCUGAGUCACUGCAUUCCUUCAAAGAUAAUCAACUCUGGUCUUUGCCUUCUCCUACACAUAAGCUCAUGUCUGGCAGGGUUACUGAUUAUACUUCUGCAAUCUAUAACCAGAUAUACUUAUCUCUAAACUUUGAUAACGAUUUUACACAUACUAAAUCUUCACCUGUAUAUAACCUCAACUGAAAUACCGUGAUGGAGCAAGAUUACUUCUGGGCUACAGGCCUCAGUCUAUAGUCCUCAAUAAGGCUCCUAAAUAAAACGAACUUUAAUUCUUUAAAAGGUUAAUUUUUUUCUUUGGUCAACAUACCAAUCGUACGUUAAUCCUACAGGGUAGGUAUUAUCGUCGUUUCGCAAGUGAGGACAACUGAGCUUCAGAAAAAAGGAUCUGUCUUAACAGACCAGACUGACUCCGGCAUUGCUUGGCUUCAAAGCCCAUUCCUGUAACCUCAAUAUUCACAGGCUCGUUUUCUUAAAUUAACAGCAUGCUACUUCCCCACGUUUAACCACCAUUUGUUUUAUUCAAUUCAUUCUUUACCCAAUAGGUAGAUACUGAGUCCCUACUACUUUAGCAAAUAAAACCCACCACGUGCUAUGCAGCAGAUUAAAAACGAGGAUGUACUGGCAAAUAAGGGCAGAGGGGAUCCACACACGAAAACUGCUCUGCCAACAAAUACCAGUAAAACGGUUUGAUGGCCAUCGGUAACGAGGGGUCGAGAUCAGGAGGCCGCUGGCCCCCCAGAUGCGUGCGCUCACUACCCGCGGGCCGCCAGACCCUCGGAUUCCAAUCCAGACAGCAAGAAGCCUCAGCUCUCUUGGACAGACCAAAGGCCAGGGUUGCACCUGGCUCAGAAACAAGCUCCAAGCCGCACGGGACACUCCUUCCUGCACGCGGACCGCGCGAGUGCUAUUAGAGACCCUGGAUUCAAGAUGUUCUCAGGUGGAACCAUUCCAGCUGGCGCUAACCCGGGCCAGUGCACAGCGCAGACGCCAAAACAGGCACCACGUGGUUCCGGCGCCGGGGCGGGGCCAGAGACGCCGGAAGUGACCGCGCUACCUACGGGUCCGCGGGGCGGCUCAAGCUCAGACCAUGGCGACCCAGGCGAAGCGCCCACGGCCCGUUCUGCGCACGCGCCGCGGUCUCCUCUAGUUCUCAGCGGGCCUUCGGCGGUCGGGCCUGGUCACUGCGCGCACUUAUCUCAGAUGGCAGAGCCCAUAGCUUGCGGCGACCAGGAUCCUGUGGCCGGCUUCUUGAGUUGGUGCCGGCGGGUGGGACUGGAGUUGAGCCCCAAGGUGGAGGUCAGCCGGCAGGGCACGGUGGCCGGCUAUGGCAUGGUGGCCCGGGAGAGCGUGCAGGCCGGAGAGCUGCUGUUCGUGGUGCCGCGUGCCGCGAUCCUGUCGCAGUACACCUGCUCUAUCGGCGGCCUGUUGGAGCGAGAGCGAGGCGCACUGCAGAGCCAGUCGGGCUGGGUGCCACUGCUGCUGGCGCUGCUGCACGAGCUGCAGGCCCCGGCCUCACACUGGAGGCCGUACUUUGCGCUCUGGCCCGAGCUGGGCCACUUGAAGCACCCUAUGUUCUGGCCAGAGGAGGAGCGCCGGCGCCUGCUGCAGGGCACAGGCGUACCUGAAGCCGUGGAGAAGGAUUUGGACAGCAUCCGUAGCGAGUACCACUCGAUUGUGCUGCCCUUUAUGGAAGCCCACCCCGAUCUCUUCAGCCUCAGGGUUCACUCCCUAGAACUCUACCUCCAGCUCGUGGCCCUUGUGAUGGCCUAUAGCUUUCAGGAACCACUGGAGGAAGAGGAGGAUGAAAAGGAGCCCAACUCCCCCGUGAUGGUGCCCGCUGCAGACAUACUAAACCACUUAGCCAAUCACAAUGCCAAUCUGGAAUACUCUGCGGAUUGUCUUCGGAUGGUAGCCACUCAGCCCAUUCCUAAAGGCCAUGAGAUUUUCAACACUUAUGGGCAAAUGGCUAACUGGCAACUGAUUCAUAUGUAUGGUUUUGUUGAACCAUAUCCUGACAACACAGAUGACACAGCUGACAUUCAGAUGGUGAUAGUUCGUGAGGCAGCAUUACAGGGAACAAAAACUGAAGCUGAAAGGCUCCUACUGUAUGAGCGCUGGGAUUUCCUAUGCAAACUGGAGAUGGUAGGGGAAGAGGGAGCUUUUGUGAUAGGGAGGGAGGAGGUGCUGACUGAAGAGGAGCUGACCACCACACUAAAGGUACUGUGCAUGCCUGCUGAAGAGUUCAGAGAGUUUAAAGACCAGGAUGGAGGGGGAGAUGAUAAAAGGGAAGAGGGCAGCCUGACAGUCACAAACAUUCCCAAGCUCAAAGCAUCGUGGAGACAACUGCUUCGAAACAGCAUUCUGUUGACCCUGCAAACCUAUGCCACAGACUUAAAAACUGACAAAGAUGUACUCAGCAAUAAGGAGGUCUAUGCUAAACUCAGCUGGAGGGAACAGCAAGCCCUACAGGUUCGCUAUGGUCAGAAGAUGAUCUUACAUCAGUUGUUAGAACUGACAAAUUAGAGGCUUCCCUGUUCCCUGAUGGAAUAAGAACUUUAAUACUCACUGAUGUUUGAAAAAGAGGAAAAUCUGGAUCUUAUUAAACACCAAAAGGGAAAGAGGCAAAGGUGGUGUACCAGGAUAAACUUGAGGUAAGGGUGGAUGUGUUUAAGGAUUGAGAACAGCGGACUUGGCAAUCACUGCUAAUUGUUACUUAACACAUGUUACAACUAUUUGGUUAGUUUUAACCAAAGCCAGUGGAAAUAUGGUGGUAAUAGGUCUUGUUGUGUUCCAGAGCAUUUAAUAUAUAUAUAUAUAUAUAUAUAUGGACAGACUUUGGAGGUAGACCCUAUUUUUAAAUCUAAGUCUAGUUGGAGGAAGUCACUUAACCUUUAAAAGACACUCAGGAUUUAAUAAGCAGUGUAACUGGCACUCAAUGAUCGCUUACCUGAAGUUCACCCUAGAUGGCACAAACCACCCCUCAGGAAAUAAACCCUAAGACAUCACUCAAGGAGGACUUUACUUAUUUAAUUUUGAAUCUUUUGUCCUCUCUGGCGGUAAAACUUGACAGUCAUGAAAGGUAAGUCCAGUUUGGGUUAAGUUUUAAAAUACAUAUCUACUCAUUUUCUCUAAAAAGAUACCAAAAUACCUAAGGGUAAAGAUAUUAAAGAAAACUGGGCAUUUUAAAUUUGGUUUAACCAGAGAAACCUGCUCCAGCAAUUUUCCAGUGUUGAAAUAGGAAAUAAAAUACAAUUUCCUUUCUUAAGCAUGCCAGUUUAGUAGUGGGAAUGACCUAUAUUCAGCAGGAAGUUGGUGGUUCCCAAUGGCCCCAAGCUCUGCAAGGCUGAACCGUCCACUCUUCCUCCUCACCAUCAGCACUGGCUGCUGCUACUACUGAGAAAGGCACAGUGGACUCACAUGUGUGUCAUGACUUUAAUGGUUGGCUACAGUAUGCAUACACAUACAGGGAGCUGAAGCCCACGAAAGGCUACAAAAUACAACACAGGGACCAAUACAUUAGCAAAACAUUCAAAAUCCUUAUUUAAAAAAAAAAAAAAAAGCUGUAUUGGUCCUUUCAUCUUUGUCAGUAUUCAGCUUAGCCUGUAUGGCCAUUCAUUCAGUGGAGUAAUGGGGAGGGCAGUUCAUGAGAUUUGGUUCCCUUUCCUGUAUUCCCACAGUUUAUAAAGGUUUCAGGAGAGGGAUGUCGGGGGUAGGGGUGAGGGUAGGGAGUGGGAUUUAAGCCUGGUCUGGUUUCCCUUUAGAUAAAAAAGCUGACCCCCAUCUCACGUGGCUGAGGUAUAUAUUCCCCAAAAGAAAUAAAAUGGUACCAAUGCAGUCACCUUUAGAAUGGGUUUGGGUAGAGACAAAACGCAAGGGAUUCCACUAGUGAGCCCUUCCCAGACAUAGCAAAUUCUAGCACGUCCACAUUUUUAAUAACUUAGUGAUUUUUCAGGGUCCCCUGUCCACAUUAAAAAAAUAAGUUACAUAAUAUUCAAACUGGCUUUUUGCUAUUCUUUGGGACACCAGGAAUGUCAGACGACAUGAAGCUAUGCCCUCAGACAAGUGCAUGGCAUCAGCUGCCUCUUUAUUACAAGGUACCAGUUUAUGUACUUACUUGCCUUGGACACAGCUUGCACAAACUCAAGAAGUUCCAGACAAAGGUUUUCUCUUUCAUAUAUUUACACAAGUUCAAAAUGAUAUUCACAGCAUCUUCUAAAUUUUGGCCAAGAGUCAAAAAAAAUGCAUUUAAACUUUGGAACGUGCCCACAUAAGACAGGAGGCUGAUCCCAACAGUAGUUGGGGCAGAUACCCGCAAACCAAACGGCUGGGAAAGUCAGGGAGAGCUGAAAGGAUUCUUCAGUCAGUUUAUGAACUCGGUGCAGUGAGACCGCUAGAGUGACACAUACAACAGAGAUGCAGUUUCAUCUAACUGGCACCUGUCCCUUCCAUUACUUGCUGGGCCUGCUUCUGUCCCAUGCAGCACUGUGCGACCGACUGGAAUAACCUGAAGGUCAAAGACAGUUACAAAUUUGUGAUUAAAGAGUAGGCUUAGCAAUACCUUGCAUCGCAUUUGCUUUAGCUACUAAUCACUGACCCAACCUAGAGACAAAUGGUUUUCAUUCUCUUGUCAUUACUAGACAAUUAAAAAUUACUUUUAACUCACUUUUCUAUUUCUGGGGCACAGUGUACAAAUUCAUGGUUCCAGAACUUAAACGCUGGGUUUUUAAUCAGCUCAAUGAAGGUAAUAAGAAGACCCCAAGGAUGUGGCCUAUUUACAAUCAACCGUUCCAAGAGAACUCUGAAAAGGGAGAAAGAGCUAGUUAAUACAGAGAAGCACACAAAUUCAUGAUUAUUCUUCCAUUACCUUUUUUUUUUUCUAACUUCUCCCUGAUUAUUGAACCACAUGCCAAAGUUUCAACCUUUGGUAAAGACCUUUAGUCAGUACACUCCAGAUAGCAUGGGUUGGAAUAACUGGGUUUGAAACCCUGUUCUUAGCCCUAGAAGACCACGUAUUAAUGUAAAGUGCAGAUAACAGCAUGUAUCUCACAGCUGUUCAGAAUAAGGGGUGACAGGGAGAGGAAGCCACAUAAAGCCCAGAGGACAUGGCACACAUAGUACAAAAAGUAGUAACUUCAAGAAUGAGCUCCCAGGCCCGGUACAGUAGCUCAUGCCUGUAAUCCCAGCAUUUUGGGAGGCAAAGCUGGGUGGAUCACCUGAGGUCAGGAGUUUGAAAUGCCAUCUUAUUAAAAAUACAAAAAUUAGGCAUGGUGGUUUAUGCCUGUAAUGCCAGCAGUCAGGCUGAGGCAGGAGAACCUCUUGAACCCCAAGUAGGUGAAGGUUGUGGGGAACUGAGAUUGUGCCACUGCACUCCAGCCUGGGCAACAGAGACUACACCUCAAAGAAAUAAAAGAAUGAGCUCUCAAUGAAAAGUUAGGAAGAAUUCUACUACUAGUGCAUGUGUAAAUUGGUAGAAUUUUUCUGAAUGCCAGUAAGUAUUGGCUUAACUUUAUGUCCUUUCAUGUACCAACUGUACAUGAAGCGUAACAAAAGUGCAAGGAGACGUACUGCAGCUUUAUAUAAACAAAAUGGAACACAUCAUCUAAGCAUCCAAUAAGAUAUUCUGGUACACAAAUCAAAGGAAUACCAUAUUUAGCACCAUAGGUACAACUUAAUUAGGCAAAUGGGCAAGUUUCAAGAGUCUGGCCCAAUUUUUAAAAUGUAAGUGUGUAUAUAUCUAUCUCACUAACAAUCUCUCCAAUGCUAUAUCUAGUCUAGGCAAUCCGGCAACAGACUGCUAACUCUUGUAAGGAAAAUGCAGGCCAGGCACGGUGGCUCACGCCUAUAAAUCCCAGCACUUUGGGAGGCCGAGACCGGUGGAUCAUGAGGUCAAGAGAUCGAGACCAUCCUGGUCAACAUGGUAAAACCCCGUCUCUACUAAAAACACAAAAACUGGCUGGGCAUGGUGGUGCAUGCCUGUAGUCCCAGCUACUUGGGAGGCUGAGGCAGGAGAAUUGCUUGAACCCAGGGGACGGAGGUUGCAGUGAGCUGAGAUUGGGCCAUUGCACUCCAGUCUGGGUAAAACAGUGAAACUCCGCCUCAAAAAAAAAAAGGAAAUGCAAGUAUGAUCCUCUUAUUGCUACUGCUUUCAACCCAGAGUUAAUGAGGAAAAGUCCAAAGUCUUCCAUACGCCUACAUGACUUAGGACAAGUUAUCACCACCACCCCAGAGAAACUCUGACCUUUAAUCAAAAUGUGCCUUGUGGCAUAAACUACUUUUCAUUAAGCAAUGAUUAUGAUUUCUAAUUCUCUACUUGUGAUAUGUGUCCAUCAGAAUGAGUAUUAGGAGGGCAGGAACCAUCCAUUUUGCUCACAAUUGUAUCCCACAAUUAAAAGAUUAUUGGACAUGUAGAAGAUUUUCACUGAAGACUGUGUACAGUGGCUCAAGCCUGUAAUCCCAGCACUUAGGGAGGCUGAGGUGGGCGGAUCACUUGAGGUCAGGAGUUCAAGACCAGCCUGGUCAAAAUCCUGAAAUCCUGUCUCUACUAAAAUGCAAAAAUCAGCUGGGCAUGGUGGUGGGCGCCUGUAAUCCCAGCUACUUAGGAAGCAGGUGUUGCAGUGAGCUGAUACCGCAGCAUUGCACUCCAGCCUGGGCAACACAGCAACACUAUUUAUCAAAAACAAUAAUUUUAAAUAAGAUUUUUACUUAACAUUGAAUGCAUAGAAAAACAAAAACCAAAGACUUUAAGAUGAAAGGACGGGGGACCAUUUUGAAGCAUUUAAAAAGUAAACUGCUCUCUUACCUUGUGAUCUGUUCUUGGAUAGCUUCCGUAUUGGCCUCUGCAAAAAGGUACAGCAUGGUGCAACUGAAGUAGUGAGUGUGGCUAUUUGGGUACCGGAGCUGAUUUGCAAUUGCGUUCAAAAAGAGAUAGCGACCUAGAAAUUAAGAAACCUUGACUUAGUCUGAAAAGUGAACACGGGAAGACAGUUCUGACUGCUUAGGGUUUGGGUUUCUGAUAGAGGCUUUCAAAUUAAUCUUUGGUUUAAAGCUGUGGUUCUCCGGACCCCCGAGUUCUCAUUUCUGUAGGUUUUAUUUCAGUAUUUGCCACAUUCGAAAUUAGAUUUGUAAAAUAUUUAUUCAUUUUUAAACAGAGACCCAUUAUAUGUUAACAGAAGUAACAUGAAAUAUUUUCUGGUGACACUCAUCACUAAGUUUUUCUACAUUUUGUAGAUCUUUAAUUCUUGCUUAAUAAAAGACAGCUGUAUUCUCA